This is a messenger RNA of Sinocyclocheilus grahami, 1505 nucleotides long. Its product is annotated as protocadherin beta-15-like. Bases 135 to 1505 code for a protein of 456 amino acids. Lineage: Eukaryota; Metazoa; Chordata; Actinopteri; Cypriniformes; Cyprinidae. Gene Ontology annotation, cellular component: plasma membrane. Gene Ontology annotation, molecular function: calcium ion binding. Gene Ontology annotation, biological process: homophilic cell-cell adhesion. The transcript has 2 exons. The record is from RefSeq and is a predicted model, not a curated record.
GUGCCUCAUCUAUAAUUCUCUUGUAUCGACCACGAACUAGAUUCAGUUUUUUCAUUCCCUAUUCACGUGGAUAAGGUGGUUACUUUUGUCUUCCUUUCCACGUAGAUAUCUAAACAUUUUGUGUUGUUGCUGAAAUGGUUGGAUUUUUCUUUGUUGUGCUGAUGGCGCACACCGCUUAUGGAGACGUGAGCUAUUCUUUUCCGGAAGAGAUGAAACGCGGAUCUGUGAUUGGAAAUAUAGCAAAGGAUCUCGGGCUCGAUAUGGACAAACUGUCAAGUCGAGAGGCACGAAUUGAUAAUGGAGAUAACCGACAACGAUUCAGUGAUAUUAAUCUAAAUACCGGAGAACUGAUUGUAGAGGAGAGAAUCGACAGAGAGCAGAUUUGUGGAAAGAAAGCUUCAUGUGUUAUUAAACAGGAGCUCGUGCUGGAAAAUCCUUUAGAGCUGCAACGAUUUAUUCUCAAUAUUCAGGACAUAAAUGAUAAUUCACCACAAUUCAAACAAAGUGUGAUCAAAUUCGAAAUAAGGGAGUCUGCAGAAAAAGGAUCUCGUUACUUAUUAGAUGAGGCCUACGAUGCGGAUAUUGGUAUGAAUUCGGUGCAAUCAUAUGUGAUACAAGACAAUGAACACUUUCUUCUUAGUGUACUAACGCGUGAAAAUGGAAGAAAAUAUGGCGAGCUCGUGCUGAAUAAAGAGUUAGAUCGUGAGCAGCAGAAAGAGGUAGCAUUAAUUCUCACUGCGGUGGACGGCGGGACUCCACCGAGAUCAGGUACUGUAGCCAUACACGUCUCUGUGCUGGAUGCUAAUGAUAAUGCUCCAGUCUUUAGUCAGGCCGUCUAUAAAGUCAGUCUGCCUGAAAAUUCUCCUCUAGAUACUGUAGUGAUGAUAGUGAGCGCUACUGAUGCAGACGAGGGACAAAAUGGAGAAGUGACAUAUGAAUUUGGUCAUUUAUUAGAACGCCUUAUGGAUACAUUUUCUCUCGACUCGUUGUCUGGAGAAAUUAAAUUAACAGGGCUCAUUGAUUAUGAGGAGGAGAGUUCAAUUGAACUGCAAAUCCAGGCCAAGGAUGGUCAAGGAUUAGCCAAUCAUUGUUCUGUAUUAAUUGAUGUUAUUGACGUCAAUGAUAAUGCCCCUAAAAUAAUGAGUAAAUAUGUUAAAAUAUCCAUUCCUGAGAAUGUGUUACCCGGUACAGAGGUUGGCAUCAUUAAUGUCAGACUGUUGUUUGAUGGAGCUGUAGCCAUUCCCAGCGCGUAUCUUCCUCCAAAUUACGCAGAGGUGGAGGGCGCGGGAACUCUCCGCAGCACUUACAAUUAUGACGCAUACCUGACCACGGGCUCGCGCACUAGUGACUUCAAGUUCGUCAGAUCUUAUAAUGAGGGCACACUGACUGCUGACCUGACUCUGAAAAAGACUCAGUCCUCUGUGGAUGAUCUUGAAGGACUCGAUGCGGAAAUGAACGAUCCGUUUCAGCAGGCUCUUAAAAAUGUCACGUAUCGCAAGUCUUAA